Messenger RNA from Klebsormidium nitens, 2175 nucleotides. NCBI's taxonomy places the organism in Eukaryota, Viridiplantae, Streptophyta, Klebsormidiophyceae, Klebsormidiales, Klebsormidiaceae. The record is from the annotation of a GenBank genome assembly.
UUUAACACUAACUAAUACUAGUAUUAUAUGUAGCGAAAACCUAGGACUGCUGCUGCAGCGUGCUGGCACAGAGUCACAGUGUUGUCAAAGGAGACUGCAAGGGCGCACGUUACGGUUUAGCUGUGGCGACUUUCGAGCUGCGCAGAAAAGGAGGGGUGCAUUGUGCAGCAACGUAGGGUGUAGUAAGUAUCUUCCGGUCAACCACUCAUGCUGGCUUUUCGUUCGUCAACAUCUCAAAGGCGCUGCCAGCGGUCUCCUGGCAAGAGGUAGCAAAGGGCUUCAGGUCUGUGGGUAUCUAAGCAUCUGCAGCCCUGCGGUUUGUCAGAGGCCCAUUUUCUGCCUGGGGUGCCCUAGCAGAGGGCCAUGGGUGCCUGCGGCCUUGCUGGCAUCGCAAUUCUGUCCCUCCUGCUGCACUCUGUGGCUGCUGCUGUAACAGGGCCUAUUGCUACCGAGGCAGAGCUGCGCACUGCGGUCGCUCAGGGGGGUGCUGUCACGCUGACCGCACCCAUCACUCUGACCGGGGGCGAGCUGGUGCUCAGUUCCAUCCUUAGCAUAGAUGGGGCUGGCAACACGAUUGAUGCGGGGGGUAUCUCUCGCAUCUUCAACGUCAGGGCGGGCGGGAGCCUCUUUGCAUCGGCCCUCACCUUGAGUAACGCGAAGUCUAAUGGCAGCGGGGGGGCCAUGCUGGUGGCGGGCGUUGUUGCGCUGGACUCCCCGGUCUUCACCGACAACCAGGCGGUGGGAGUGUUGAGCGGGGGCGGGGCCAUUGCGGUGGUCGGUUCCAGCGGCAGCCUGACCGUACGGGGGGGAUCCUUCAGCGGCAACACCGCCAAUUUUGGCGGUGCCAUUGAUGUGGAGAGCGGCGCCAAGGCGGACGUGGGCUUCUCGACGUUCACGAAUAACAGAGCGGUCACGAGCGGCGGCGCCAUCCAGGUGCUAGACUCGGGGAACCUGCUGCUGAGUGAGGCUGACAACACGGUAACCCCCGGCACGCCCAACACCUUCAACGGCAACACAGCGCCGCUGGGGGGAGCCGUCAUGGUUGACCAGGCCGCCGCGCAGAUCUGCGGCUUCCGAGGAACGAGUAAUGCUGCGACCACCAACGGCCCCAACAUCUACCUCACUGCCAAGAACUCCACCCUCACCUUCUUCGACUUCCCCGCCACCUUCGUCACCACCGCUCCCGGCGCCGUCACCCCCCUCAACCAGCCGUUCCUGGGCUGCCCCCCCCUCUCGGCGCUCAGUCCUGCUCCCGCCCCCGCCGUUGCCCCGGCCCCCGCCCCUGCCGUGGCCCCCGCUCCAGCCAAGACCGUGGCCCCGGCGGUGGCCCCCGCCCCCGCCCCAGUGGUCACCCCGCGCCCCACCGUCACUGUCCCUGUGACCCCCGCCCCGACCAAGGUCGUAGCCCCCGCUCCCGCGCCCACGGGCGCCCCCGCCCCGGUCCCGGCGGUCACCCCCAGCGCCACUCCCGCCAGCACCAGGCCUCCUUUGACCCCGCCCUCCAGCACGCCUGCAGCAACAGGUGCCCCUGUCACUACGACCGCCCCUCCGGUAAACCCAUGCAGAAAUGGGGGCACGCCCCUGGUUAUCAGCGGGCAAACGGGGUGCCAAUGCCCCAACGGGUUCACAGGCGCCCGCUGCGAAGUGCCGGUGCUGUCAGGCAACCCAUACACGACGCUCUAGGCGCGUGUUGUUUUUGUUGGUCACACAGCCUGGAAGCGAGGCAAGGUCGUGGGUCGAAGGGCGUGGCGGAGCUGCAAUUGGGGGACAGCACGAGCACAGGAAUGUAGGGUCACACGAGCAGCAACUGCCCACCACGCUCUACUAAGUUAUAUGACAGCGAUUUUGGUACAGGCCCGCCAUUUUAGGAGUUUCAGAUUGUCCAAGCCCGUUCAGUACAUAAGUCAGUGUGUAUACACAGAGUCUUAGCUGUUUCAAAUAAAACGGGAUAGAGCUUGCAAACGGCUCUCUGUCCGUUGAUUAAUUUAUGCAUUGGAUUGUUUACAGCUAGCUGGAUGUUGAACCUCUGAUUUUCUGAUAACGCUGUGUCAAAAAGCCGAGUUUGUUGAUCGCCGAUCAAUGCGUGCUACAUGGGUCAGCUGUUGCCAAGGAGCCAGGCUAGAACUUUAAGCUGAUUGUACGAUCUAAUCAUGUAAGGUGUACAAUUGACCGUCG